GAGGCUAACGUCACCCUUGGAAUCUGUAUCCGAAACGAGGGAAAAAACCAAACACAUAUAAAGGCUUCUCCAAUCUCCCCUCCCGUUAGAUCAAAAGGUGAAUUUCCUUAUUUUGUCAAAACCAUUACUCCUAAAGUCCUAUUAAGUGCGAAACUGAAACACAAAUUCAAAGAGCGAAGAAAGACAAAACAAAGCAAGCUGCAUCAACAACAACAACAACAAAGUCCCCUGUGAAUAUGAAUUGUCAUCCUUUGUUGAGAGGAGGAAAUAAGAGAUCAGAUAAAGACAACAGUUUCAAGCAUGGCUUUUCAUCAUCUCAAAUUCAAACAUUAACUGCCAUGUGUGAAACUAUUAUUCCUUCUCUUCCACACACUUCUGUCACACAACAAAUUCUCUCUCUUCAUCCUCAAAAUUCGAUUCUUUCCUUUUUCGGAAACUCCGCCUCUCAGCCUCCUAUUCCAGAUGAGGUGGCUGAGAUAAUAGUGAAGAGAGUUUUACCAGAAGCAGUAAUUUUAAUAAGAGUGGUGCUAAAACUCCUAUCAACUAGAUUAGGGACACUUUUGUUUUGUGGGUGCUUGUGUUUGGAAUGGAAAUGGCCUUUUAUUCACAAAUUUUCAGAAAUGAGUUUGGAAAAGAGAGAAAAAUUGCUCCAAAGAUGGUCUACAGAAUCUUACUGGACUUCAUUAAGAGUUGUGUUUCUACUCAUCAAAAUUGCCUGUUGCUUCAUUUUCUUCACCCGGACCGAUGACAAUGCUGAAAAUCCUGCAUGGGAAGCCAUUGGUUACAAUGUGGAUACUAGAGAGCCACCAGUCCACUCAUCCCAAGAACAAAGACCAAUUCAAAAGGGUAUAGUUGAGUGUAGGAUGAUGAAUGAUUCAACUGUUGUCCAAAUUCUUGAAGAGAAAGGCCUUACAGUUUCAGAAGAUGUCGACCAGAGUGUUCUGAAAGUGCAAUGUGAUGUUGUUAUAGUAGGUUCUGGUUGUGGUGGUGGAGUUGCAGCUGCCAUUCUUGCAAGUCACGGCCACAAAGUAGUAAUCCUUGAGAAAGGAAACUACUUUGCUCCAGGUGACUACUCCUCUUUGGAGGGCCCGUCAUUGAAUGAACUAUACUUGUCAGGAGGAAUGCUUACAACACUCGAUGGGAAAAUGAUAGUCUUUUCUGGAUCAACAGUUGGUGGCGGAUCUGCUGUAAACUGGUCCGCGUGCAUUAAAACACCAGAUUCUGUACUUAAUGAAUGGUCAGUGAAUCAUAAGCUACCCAUUUUCGGUAGUCCUGAUUACAAAUCAGCCAUGAAUGAGGUGUGGAAGAGGUUAGGAGUCACAGAGGAUUGUUCAGAAGAAGGGUUUCAGAAUCAAGUUCUUCGAAAAGGGUGUGAACAUCUUGGCUUGAAAGUUGAGAAAGUUCCUACAAACUCAUCUAAGGAUCAUUACUGUGGGUCAUGCUGUUAUGGGUGUAGAAUGGGAGAUAAAAAAGGAACCGAUACUACUUGGCUAGUAGAUGCAGUUAAUAAUGGUGCUAUAAUUUUGACAGGAUGCAAAGCAAACAAAUUCAUACUAGAAGAGACUCAAAAUGGAGAGAAAAGAAAAAGAUGCCAUGGAGUUCUAGCAACAUUGCUGAGCAAAGAUGUAUCAAAGAAGCUUCAAAUUGAAUCCAAGGUCACGAUUUCAGCAUGUGGGUCCCUCUCAACGCCCCCACUUUUGAUCUCUAGUGGGCUGCAGAACUCAAACAUUGGCACAAACCUCCAUCUGCAUCCUACUCUGUUAGCCUGGGGAUACUUUCCGGAAUCUACACCAGGUCUUAAAGGAAAAUGUUAUGAAGGAGGAAUCAUUACAUCACUUCAUAAGGUGGUAUCGGAGAAAUCUAACGUUCAUGCCAUCAUUGAAGCGUCAGCACUAGGUCCUGCCUCAUUUUCCUCUUUAAUGCCAUGGGUCUCGGGGCUUGACUUUAAGGAAAGGCUGGUCAAAUAUGGAAGAACAGCUAGUCUCUUCUCGCUAGUCAGAGAUAAGAGUUCAGGUGAAGUUAAAAAAGAAGGCAGAGUUAGAUAUCGCUUAAACAAUCAUGACAAAGAGAAUCUGAAGAUGGGUUUAAGACAGUGUCUGAGAAUUCUAGUAGCAGCAGGAGCUGUUGAAGUCGGAACUUAUAGAAGUGAUGGGCAGAGGCUAAAUUGUAAAGGGGUAAAAGAGGAAGAGAUGGAGGAGUUUUUGGACUCGGUUAUUGCACCUGGGGGAGCAAGGUCGAGGACCGAGCACUGGACAAUGUACGGGUGUGCUCAUCAGAUGAGUAGUUGCAGAAUGGGGGCGUCCAAGGAGGAUGGGGCAGUUGAUGAAAAUGGAGAAACUUGGGAAGCUAAGGGGUUGUAUGUAUGUGAUGGAAGUGUUCUGCCAACUGCUUUAGGAGUUAAUCCUAUGAUUACAAUUGAAUCAGUAGCUUACUGCAUUUCUACAAGAAUUGCAAGUGUCCUUGAAGAAGAAAAUGUUAAGAGCAGAUAAAUGACAGCAUGUAAACUUAUUACAUUGUUUAUAAGAUUUAGACAUAAUAGAACCCAAUCUUUCACUAGGCACCAGUUGUGGGAAAUUUUAAGGGAUAAUACGUCCCCUCUUCAAAUUCAAUAAGUCCAACAAGUGUUAUGUGUUGUAGACUUGUAGCCUGUACAUUAUAAAGCAUUUCAAAUGUAAUUUAUCAGGUGAAAACGUGAAGUAGGUUUUUCUCUCGUAUUGGGAGGAGGCAGGCUUCUUGUUUCCUUAUCUUAUUCGAACAAACAAUGUUGUUAACCUAGAAAAAAAAUGUCGUUAUAGAUGGUUUACCACUUCUUAGA
Beta vulgaris subsp. vulgaris (sugar beet) is the source of this 2815-nucleotide messenger RNA. Its product is annotated as long-chain-alcohol oxidase FAO2. The record is from RefSeq and is a predicted model, not a curated record. NCBI's taxonomy places the organism in Eukaryota, Viridiplantae, Streptophyta, Magnoliopsida, Caryophyllales, Amaranthaceae. Gene Ontology annotation, molecular function: long-chain-alcohol oxidase activity; flavin adenine dinucleotide binding. The transcript has 3 exons. The coding region runs from base 237 to 2489 and encodes 750 amino acids.